AUGUACUAUCCGCAGGAGCUGACACAGCCACGACCACGUCGCCCGCUUUAUGGGAAUUACAUCAAUGAAACUGCUCCACGUCAUCGAAACGUCGGGCGCUGCUGCAAGGAGAGCAAGUUUCUAAAGCUAGUAACCCCCUAUCUUAAGGAAUACUGUUCUUCUUCUUCGGUGCAUGGGAUUCGAUAUUUGACGGAUCCAAAACUGCGUAAUUUUGAAAGGUUGAUUUGGCUACUGAUUUUGGUAGGCACCUUUAUAUGCGCCACAAUUGUCUAUGUUGACCUGACCGAGCUAUACAACUCCGCGCGUGUGCACACAACCAUCGAAGACAGCAUGCUGCCGAUAUUCUAUGUGCAUUUCCCAUCUGUGGGCAUUUGUCCACGCAGUCGCAUCAAUUGGCCCAGAUUGCAGGAAGAGGUCCCAGCUUACUUUAUGGGUACCAAUGCCACCGCAGAACAAAAAGAGCUCUUUAAAAGCUUCUUUACAGCCGUCUCUGCUUUGCACUUCAAUGAUAUGCGGAGCCUGGAGAGCUUCUUUAAGAACUCGUCCCUUGCAGCAAGUAUCAGCCAGUUGGAUGGAUUGGAUGUGACAAAGGUAUUGGAAUACAUGAAUCUAGAUUGCGGCGAUUUCUUUUUGGAUUGUAACUGGCGCGGCAGGCCGCACAACUGCUGUGAGAUUUUCGAAAUGCAACGCACCGAAUUGGGAUUUUGCUGGGUCUUUAAUUCGGCAGUUAGUGCACAAAUGCGACAACGGCAGAGGGAAGACAAGUAUUACCCACGCCGCACUGCACAAUCUGGCCCCGGCACUGGCCUACAAGUAGUCAUGGGCCUAAACAAAACACUAGCUAAGCCUGGAUUGCGUGGUGUAUACGUUAUGGUAAAGCAGCCGCAACAAUGGAGCGAGGCAGCACGCUUGGUGCCACACGACUCUCACAACAGAAUCAGUGUGAUGCCCCGCUAUACUGGUUCCGAUUCAAGAACUCGAGUCCUCACGGCAAGAGUAAGACGUUGCAUUUUCCCUGAUGAAAUUCACGAUCCGCACUACAAGAAUCUACCGGGCUUUGUUUACUGGCGUGGUAACUGUCGCACAAAAUGCCACCAGGAGCAUGUGAUUGACCUGUGCAAGUGCUCACCAUCUCUGCUCUUUCCCCGCAGUCAGGGGGAUAACUUAACGGACUGCAAGGCCUCUGACUAUAAAUGUCUUUACGAACACAGAUUGACCUUUAGCGUGGAGCGCCUUCCUCUGGAGCAGCAAUACGUGGAUAACGUGUACAAGGAUAGCAUGAACUGUGACUGCCUAAACAGCUGUUCGCAGCUGGUUUACGAUACCAUCUUCAGCAACAGUGCUAUGGACUCCCAAGAACUAAAUGCUGAUGUUAUUAGCAUGCACUUGGAAGUCUUCUUUCAAUCACCUUGGUUUAUCAAAUACCAGACUCAUAUGCGGUUCACUUUUGUGGAACUUCUGGCUAGCUUUGGCGGCAUUAUUGGUCUAUUUCUUGGCGCCUCGCUCCUUAGCGCAAUAGAGUUGGUCUACUACUUUACCAUUGGCCUCUAUUUAUAUUUAUAUCGCGGCAACAGAGAGUCCAAUCAGCACCCACUAACACCACCACCACCAGCUCCCAUCACACUGCACUUCCGCCGCAAGAUAACACCUAAAAAAAUGUUUAUUGAUAUCAAAUAA
Drosophila novamexicana is the source of this 1677-nucleotide messenger RNA. RefSeq names its product pickpocket protein 19 (gene ppk21). Bases 1 to 1677 code for a protein of 558 amino acids. The transcript is spliced from 7 exons. Gene Ontology annotation, molecular function: ligand-gated sodium channel activity. Gene Ontology annotation, cellular component: membrane. Gene Ontology annotation, biological process: sodium ion transmembrane transport. Lineage: Eukaryota; Metazoa; Arthropoda; Insecta; Diptera; Drosophilidae. The record is from RefSeq and is a predicted model, not a curated record.